AUAUUAAAUCAGGUGUUUUGUUGUUUUAGAAAAGUGGAAUAUUUUGGAAGACUUUUUAUAAUUUCAGAGUGGAUAUGCUGACCUUCGUCUUUGUGUGCCUCUCAGUCACAGGCCUACAUGCUGAUUUUACGGUUACUGUUGCUUAUCCCUCAGUAAAAGUGAAGGAGAAUGAGGGAGCUGACUUGAAAUGUUCCUACACCGCUGACUUUGGAGCAACACCCAGAAUAGAAUGGAAGUUCAAGGAUCUCAAGGGCUCUCAGUCAUACAUUUACUUUAAUAACAAGCCAACUGCUCAGUAUGCAAACCGUAUCACUCAGUAUACUGGAGGACUGAGAUUUAACAAGGUGACGCGAGCAGACACUGGAGACUAUGACUGUGAGGUGUCUGGAAAUGGUGGAUAUGGAGAGAAGACAGUCAAACUCACUGUCCUUGUGCCUCCUUCCAAGCCCGUAUCUAGAAUUCCUUCAUCAGUCACAACAGGCAGUAACGCACUUCUUACCUGCUUCGACAAUGAUGGCUCCCCCCCACCCACCUAUAAGUGGUACAAAGACAACACUCCCCUCCCUGACGAUCCCAGCAAGUUCCCCUCUUUUAAAAACAUCACCUACAAGAUGAAUGCUUUCAAUGGUAACCUGGAGUUCCCGAGUGUGUCUAAGCUGGAUAUCGGUUCAUAUUUCUGUGAGGCCUCUAAUGGAGAAGGUGCCCCUCAGCGUGGUAAUGCAGUGCAGAUGGAUGUCCUUGAUGUAGACAGCAGCCAAGUGCCAGCAGAGAGGGACACCUUGAGCACAGAGACAAACAUUGUGCCAAGCAAGAGCACCAUGAACCACAUCCUGGAAAAAAUGUAUGGCGUAUUCACGUUGCAAGAGGUUAAACUAAAACUAGAGAUACAAAAACUGGAAUUAGAAAUAACCAAGUUAAAACUAGAGCUGCAAAAACAUAGACAUGAAGUGUAGAUUCCAUUCAACACG
Molecule: messenger RNA, 968 nt
Organism: Rhinichthys klamathensis goyatoka
Lineage: Eukaryota; Metazoa; Chordata; Actinopteri; Cypriniformes; Leuciscidae
Gene: f11r.2
Product: F11 receptor, tandem duplicate 2
Exons: 7
Coding region: 75-953 (292 amino acids)
Biological process (GO): intestinal absorption; regulation of membrane permeability; establishment of endothelial intestinal barrier
Cellular component (GO): bicellular tight junction
Source: RefSeq, a predicted model, not a curated record